ACUUAUUAAAUAGAUGGAUAUGGAAAGUGUUUAAGUUUGGACAGGGUUGCACUGGAUCGCUAACUUGGAUUUCUUUUUCGGCGGAAGGAGAUAAGCGACAAUGUCUAUUUUUGAGGACCAAUUCUGGGGCGACAAGAACAGCGGCUACGAUGUGCUACUCCAGUCGCUCAACUAUGGAAAGGACUCGUCCAAAGAGCUGGCUGACUUUCUCAAACAGAGAGCUACACUUGAGGAUUUGUACUCGAAAGGCUUGCACAAGGUGGCCAAAUUUGCACUCGGACACAACGACAGCGGGACGUUCUACCCCCUGUGGAAGGUGGUGGGCGAGGAGGUGGAGAAAGAGUGCACCACCCACUCAGAGAUGUCGAGGAAGCUGGGGGAGUUGAGCAGCCAAGUGGCCGCUUACUGCCACGUGCAGGAGAAGAAAUAUUCCACGACACUUGAUUCGCUUUCUUCCACGCAUGAGGCAGUUAAGAGCAUCAACAGACUAACGGAAGAAGUAUAUAAGGCGGAGGAAAAGUACAUUUCAAAGUGUUUUGACAAAGAGAAGCUGGCCAAAACUUCGACCAAGAGCAGCGGGAAAGACGUUGAAAAAGCCGAGACGGUAGUGCGAAAAACAAUGGAUGAAUACAGAAUGGUGAUUGAUCGCUACGGGAAGAGCAAAAAUGUAUUUGUGGAAAAAUUUGCUUCGGCUACUGAUAAAUUCCAAGAUCUGGAGACUGGUCACUUGGAAAACAUGAAGGGCUAUUUGGACCAAUACAUUGACGUCAUCGAGGAAGGAUUGUCCUAUGACUACCAGGCGACAAUCGAUUUCAAGGAGCAUCAGACACAGUGGAGUGUGGAUCAGCUUUUGAGUGAGUUUGUGCGGGUGAAACACACCGGAGAGGAGAGACCUACAGAGAUGGAACAGGUGGUGUUCGAUGGGGACACAGCUGCGCCCAGAAAAGAGGAUCACGACAAGGACAAGACCAAGUCACCUGUCCAGAACGACGAGUACUACAAGGAGAUGAUUCAGAAGAUAGUUCCUCCGCCUCCGCCUGACGACCAACUACUCGUCAAUCAGAAAGACUCCAAGAAAGGUUUCCUGAAGAGGAUGAAAAAGGAAAGGAGGAGCAAGAAGAAACAGAGACACUCUUCGAACACUUCCUCAGCUGACUCGACCAGUCUGAAGAGUCCGAUGACGUCAUCAAUGGGAGGCCAAAGUGCAACUAGUGUGGCAAAUGAGUUCGACUACAACUCUGCAGCUGUGCAGUCUUACAACAGGAACACCAGUGUAGACUCGGAAGGAUAUAGUUUGAAGCCGAAUGAAGAGAUGAACAACCGAGAAUCAGGCACCAGUUUCUACUCAAGCUCCGAAGACGAAUCCGCAGAUGAGGAAACGAACAAGUUCAACAGCAGUUCAGGAUCUACUCUCAAGUUCUCAAUUAGACCACCCAGUGUAAACCUGGCGCCAUCCAUGGACGAUUUGAGCACAACGGCUAAAAAUCUGACUCUGGAGAAGUCUCCUCGCAUGCCGAGAAAGGGUCUGAGUACAGAAGUGAACAAUGAUAGCAGUGCCAGUUUGUCAACAAUGAAUACAGAAGACAAAAGUUAUGGUGGAGCGUCCAAGCAAGAACCGAAGCUCGUUAAUGACUUCGACUCUCCGUCUUCCUUCAGAAUGCCAGAUAUACCAGGGGGAGCUAUGGGCUCAUUUGGUAUUGGGUCCAUUACUAUGGACAACAACUAUGGCCAAAUGGGGGCCACGAAUUACGACCAAUACUCGUAUGGUGGAGCGCAGUCUUCUUACCAGCAACCGUAUACAGAGAGCUCCUACGGUAGUCCAGAUUACGUUUACUCAGAGAAUGACGCGAGUCCGAUGGCAUAUGAGGGCUAUACUAGUGGAGCUGUUAGUAAUGAGAGUUAUUACAGCAGUGAUGUUCAAAAUGCGGCUGUUUAUAAUCAGAACGUGGAUGCUCACUCGUACUAUUCUGCACAAGCGCGAGACAGUUACGAACCAAACUCGAGCGAUGAAGACGAUGCAGGAUACAUUCCUCCACCUUCGAUUCCACCUCCCAAAUUACCCCCUUCCAUUGCCAAUGCCCUGACAGCCAUAGAAACUAAACCUGCUCCAGUAGAAUCUAAUACUCCAUCUUCUUACGCUUAUGCAUCAAAUAGCUAUAAUAAUAAUACGACACAAAAUAAUGAAAAGUUUGCACAGUCUGAACAUGUAUAUGCACCAAACAGUUAUAACAACUCGAAUUCUGUGAGCUAUGAGACGUCGACCAGUAAACAAGUAACAGAAACUGUUGGAAGUGGAAGUGUGGCAACUUCGAAUGAUUUCGACGCGUUCCAACCGCGCGAGAGAUCCUCAAGUGUAGAUUCGAAUAGCUCAAUGAUGUUCUCGAACGUGCCGGCGAACUCAUCAAGAGGUCCCAGUCCUCUGACAGUGGGUACCUCGGAGAGUGUGCCGAUAGCUGUGGCGUUUAGUGAGACUGUGCAUGCAGUGGUCUAUUCGAAACUACCUCCUUCAUCUUGGCAAGUAAAAGUGAAUGGAACUAUGGCCGUGUCUUUCCCAGCAGGCUUUGUCCAACUGCUAACUCAGUCUACCAAAUACUUGGAUGAACUCCGUUUCUCAGUGCUGAACUCGGGCCAACUCACGCGUGCAGUCGUCAACAGUGAUAUAGUUCAAUCUUCAUGCGAGGGAGUGUACCAAUCUCACGUGGAGUAUACUUUCAAAAUGGACGAACUGAAAGUAGAGCUUAUGAAACAACACUCACAGAAGCCCACGUCGAGUUUCUUCAACAUCGAAGUCCUCAAAUACCAGAUCGACGCCCUGGCUUACCAUCAAAACUACCUCCCACUCCUUCUCAAAGCAGAAUACUUGAACUCAACUCACAAGCAACAGAAUUCAGAUAUGCCCGCAGCCAUGUUGACCUCGAGCAGCAGCGAAGACGAAGACUAUCUUUCUUCACUCUCCCAACACUGUCUCCGAGUCACGUUCGAGUACAACCAUGAUUGUGUGUGUAAUAAUUCGUCAGUAGUGGCUGCUAAACCACUGCUGAAUGUGAACGUACUUGCCAAGCUUCAAAAUGACGUUGAUGAGUCCUUGUCAGUUCAUGUGAGCAAAGUCGAACCAUCGCCUCUGCUUAAUGAAAACGGAAAAAUAGUCUGGAAGAUUGGAGCGAUUUCGGUCAACAGUGACAGAUCAGAACUAUCUGUGCAAUGGCUUUCAUCUCCGUUGACAAAUUUGAACAACCAAAACUCUCCUUUCGGCACUGAUCAAAAUGUUUCGCCCCAGCCGGCAGUUGCAGCCCAGUUCUCGUGUGAAGGUCAACUGCUGUCUGGUCUGGAGUUCGAUCUUAUCUCUUCGGGAUACAGGGUUUCGCUGUAUAAACAGAAAAUACAAGCAGGAAAAUAUUUGUGCCACUGUUGAAAUCGUUUGCUGAGAAAGCGUGGAGAAAAUGGAUUCUAAACAGCUGUCUGUGCAUGUAUAAGCAGUAUAGCGAACUCACUUUAAAGAAGAAGACAAUGCAUCAUGAAUCUUGUUGGAUCAGAGAAUCAUCACCGAAUUUGUACUCUAUAACUGUACCUGAUCGAUAAUCGAAAUCUAAUUGUUCACAGCUUAAACUUUUUAUGAAAUGGAAAUUGAGUCUUAAAAUUAUGUAAAACCUAAAUUUUGAGAAAUAGAUUUUUUUUACAUAUAGACCUGAAAUUUUUGGACGUUAUUGGAAUGAAAUGAUGAAAUGCUCAAUAUCCGUAGUUCAGAUAUGUUAACAUAAAUUUAACAAAAGUUUUUUGAAUUUUUGGCAAUUGCAAUUUUCGACGGCAAUUUUUGCGACGAAAAACAAAAAUACGCUUUUCUGAAUUUCAGUUUUGCAAACAGGAUUUUUUUAAUCACGAAAAUUAGCUAUGCUUAAACUGGUUGCCAGAGUUUUAAAUCGUGCUAGGUUAGCUUAACUGUAGCUCGAAUGUGUUCUAUAAUAGUUUUUGAAGUCAUUUAAAAUUGUAAUCUCCAUGAAGUGUAAUACUACUAGCUUCAAGUGUAGACGACGAUUGUAGCUUCACGCUCAAAAUUGCAGAAUAAAAUUAUUACUCACUA
Messenger RNA from Symsagittifera roscoffensis, 4078 nucleotides. RefSeq names its product F-BAR domain only protein 2-like. Gene Ontology annotation, cellular component: cytoplasm; plasma membrane. Bases 101 to 3412 code for a protein of 1103 amino acids. The transcript is spliced from 19 exons. The record is from RefSeq and is a predicted model, not a curated record. Lineage: Eukaryota; Metazoa; Xenacoelomorpha; Acoela; Convolutidae.